AGCGCGUGCAUGUGUCUGACACCGUGCCUGAGUUCCGGUGUCAUGGCCGCGAGGUUACCGGGAUGCGUUCACGGACUGCGGCUCGGCUCGAGAUCUCUACCGGUUCUGACCCGGGGCGGUCUGGUUCGGCACCACAGACUCGGUCCUGCAGAUGAUGAGAUGUACCAGAGGACCACAGUAUCGGUGAUGCAGAAAGAAGAGCAGACUGGAGGAGCCGUCAUCUACAGCUACAGCCCACGAGGAUUCAACAUCAACGGCAACAAAGUGUUCGGACCCUGUGCCAUCCUGCCACCCGCCAUCCUGCAGUGGAACGUAGGUUGUCACACAGACAUCACAGAGGAGAGUUUGUCUCUCUUCUAUCUGAUCGAGCCGCCAAUCGAGAUUCUGGUUUUGGGCACAGGAGCUCGAACUGAACGUCUGGAUCCAAAUGUACUGAAUUUCCUCAGAAAGAAAGGCAUCUCUGUGGAGGUUCAGGACACACCGAACGCAUGCGCCACAUUCAACUUCCUGUCGAGUGAGAGACGCAUAACAGCAGCCGGUUUGAUCCCUCCUCCUGCACAGACGGAAUAACUUCUAUUUAUUACUUCAUUAUGUGUUAUUAUUUAUAUUUGUCAUGUUGUUAGAAUGAUGAAUUCAGUGUGUAGUGAGAGAUUAAAGGUAUUAACACACA
Messenger RNA from Triplophysa rosa, 670 nucleotides. It is a transcript of the gene ndufaf3, whose product is annotated as NADH:ubiquinone oxidoreductase complex assembly factor. The record is from RefSeq and is a predicted model, not a curated record. Gene Ontology annotation, cellular component: mitochondrial inner membrane. Gene Ontology annotation, biological process: mitochondrial respiratory chain complex I assembly. The transcript is spliced from 5 exons. Lineage: Eukaryota; Metazoa; Chordata; Actinopteri; Cypriniformes; Nemacheilidae. The coding region runs from base 10 to 570 and encodes 186 amino acids.